CUGUAGAAGAUAGAUUUUGGAUGUCAGGCCUGGGAGGGAAUGGGAGCAAGAAGAAAGGUCUCCGUGCAGCUGCUGAUCACCUAGAAAGGAACUGCACCACACACCCCAACUCUGUUCAGCCGUAGCCUCAGCCCGGACCCCAGCCUCGACCGGUCCCAGGUCCAGCCAGCCCUACCAUGACAAAGGAGUAUCAAGAUCUUCAGCAUCUGGACAACGAGGAGAAUGACCAUCAGCACAGAAAAAGGCCGCCUCCUCCCCACUCACUCUUUCGGCGUCUCUGCUCCGGACCCAGCCUCAUCCUGAUCUCCAUCGGCCUUAGCCUCCUGCUGCUGGUGGUCGUCUGUGUGAUCGGAUCCCAGAACUCCAAGCUGCAGGAGGAGCUGCAGGCCCUGAGAGAAACGUUCAGCAACCUCACAGUGAGCACGGAGGCCAAGGUCAAGGCCCUGAGCGUCCAGGGAGGAAAUGUGGGCAGAAAGAUGAAGUCCCUGGAGUCCCAACUGGAGAAACAGCAGCAGGACCUGAGUGAAGAUCACUCCAGCUUGCUGCUCCACGUGAAGCAGUUUGUGUCUGACCUGCGAAGCCUGAGCUGUCAGAUGGCCGUCCUCCAGGGCAACGGCUCUGAAAGGACCUGCUGCCCCGUGAACUGGGUAGACUAUGAAGGCAACUGCUACUGGUUCUCUCGCUCGGGGAAGCCCUGGCCCGAGGCUGAGAAGUACUGCCAGCUGGAGGACGCCCACCUGGUGGUGGUGGGCUCCUGGGAGGAGCAGAAAUUUAUCCAGCACCACGUGGGCCCUGUGAACACCUGGAUGGGCCUCACUGACCAAAACGGGCCCUGGAAAUGGGUGGACGGGACGGAGUACGAGUCGGGCUUCAAGAACUGGAGGCCAGAGCAGCCGGAUGACUGGUACGGGCACGGGCUCGGAGGGGGCGAGGACUGUGCCCACUUCACGGACGACGGCCGCUGGAACGACGACGUCUGUCAGAGGCCCUACCGGUGGGUCUGCGAGACACAGCGGGACAGGGACAGCGCCAGCUAGCAGCCUCCUCUCCCCCUAAUUUAUUUCCUCAAUGCCUUUACCUGCCAUAGGGCUCCUGGUUUGGGGACCCUCCUAUCUGGGGGCUUCUGGAUCUUCAUCUAAGAUUUGGAGGGAAGGGUGGUGUCUGAGGAAUGUAGACUGAUGUUUGGAGGGGCGAAGAGAUUGAAACCCGUGCCGCUUUCUGUGGUUUGCAGGUUAUUAUUGUCAAGUCUUUGUUAGAGUAAAAAGAAGAGAAACAUA
Molecule: messenger RNA, 1277 nt
Organism: Kogia breviceps (pygmy sperm whale)
Lineage: Eukaryota; Metazoa; Chordata; Mammalia; Artiodactyla; Physeteridae
Product: asialoglycoprotein receptor 1
Biological process (GO): biological process involved in interspecies interaction between organisms
Cellular component (GO): external side of plasma membrane
Molecular function (GO): D-mannose binding; fucose binding
Source: RefSeq, a predicted model, not a curated record